Molecule: messenger RNA, 2360 nt
Organism: Spizellomyces punctatus DAOM BR117
Lineage: Eukaryota; Fungi; Chytridiomycota; Chytridiomycetes; Spizellomycetales; Spizellomycetaceae
Exons: 12
Coding region: 52-2076 (674 amino acids)
Biological process (GO): cilium movement; outer dynein arm assembly
Cellular component (GO): outer dynein arm
Molecular function (GO): dynein heavy chain binding; dynein light chain binding
Source: RefSeq, a predicted model, not a curated record
CCACAAAGUUGACCGCUCUUGUAUCAGAACAAGAGCAUCUAUAAACCGACAAUGAAGUCCGUGCGCAGGGCAAAGUUAGCCCCAGAGACACCCCUCGUUGGCCGCACAGCAUCCACGCACUCCCUACGCUCCAAUGGACCAGAAGGAGACGCCAACGGAGCAGAUGACUGGCUACCGCCAAAGGUCCUUUUGAAACCCCCGGGACAACUACAACUCACCGACACAGAGCUCAAUGAGGAGUUUACACGAAUACUGAACGCUAAUAACCCUAACGCCCCUCAAAAUAUUGCGCGAUUCAAUCAUCGUGAAAAAGCGUUCAAAGCCAGCCCCAACGUGGAUCAUCUUGUGGUACAUUUUGAGUUUGAUGGUUAUCUAAAUUACCGGAAUGUUGACGAAUCAUCCGCACCACCUGAACCCAAACCAGAAGAGGCCGUCGGCCAAGAACAACCGACAACCGAAACUGCAACAGAGCCACUUCAAUCCGCCGAUGGAGAGAAAGCCGAGGACGAAAAGAAGUCCAAAGGCCCGCUUCGAAACCAGUUUAAUUUCAGCGAGCGUGCAUCGCAGACUAUCAACAACCCCUAUCGGGAACGAUCAACGAAUACUGAGCCUCCACCUCAACGCAUCUUUAGCGAUACAGUUAACCAAUGGUCUAUUUAUGAUGCCUAUUUGGAGGACCUGCAACAAAAAGAAAAGGCCAAAGCAAAGGGUGGAGGAGCCAAAGGCCAAAAAGAUGAAGACAAACAUAUUCUCCCAGCCGAAGCACAUACCGAAGAUGUUUAUUACAAAAAUGCGGACCUUCGGAAAUCUCUCACCAUUGUCGAACGCAUGGCAAAUCAAAAUACGUUCGACGAUAUUGCGCAGGAUUACAAGUAUUGGGAGGAUGCCUCAGAUGAGUUAGCUGGUAGCAAAACUGGCACCCUCCUCCCUCUCUGGCGUUUCGUCUGCGAAAAGGAGAAACGCAAACAAGUCACAGCCCUCUGCUGGAACUCUCGUUUCUCGGAUUUCUUUGUAGUCGGAUACGGAUCGUAUGAGUUUUCCAAACAGGGUCCAGGCAUGAUUGGUGGAUUCACACUGAAGAAUCCGUCCUACCCCGAGUUCCUGUAUGUAACCGAUACCGGAGUCAUGUCCCUUGAUUUCCAUCCCCAGCAUCCUUCCAUGAUUGCUGUGGGUCUUUACGACGGAUCCGUCGCAGUGUAUAGCUUGCAAGAGAAAGGCAAUGGCCCAAUCUUCAAAUCAUCUCCCAAAGGCGGGAAGCAUACCGACCCUGUGUGGCAGGUAUGCUGGCAAAAGGACGAUUUAGACGGCAACGCAAACUUCUUUUCCAUUUCGACAGACGGUCGAGUAACGCAAUGGACAUUACUCAAGACCGAACUUGCGCACACUGACGUCAUUAAGCUCCACCUUGAACUGUCUUCGCCCCCGACUGCAACCCAACAACCCACCACCGACCCACUGCACACAGAAACAACAGAUGACCCGCUCUUCAACUUGGCUGGCGGAAGCAGUUUUGACUUCCACAAGAAAUUGGAUCACCUCUUUGUCGUCGGAACCGAAGAGGGAAGGAUCUUCAAAUGUUCAAAAGAGUACAAUAAUCAAUACUUGCUUUCAUUUGAGGGCCACCAAAUGUCUGUAUACACAGUCCGGUACAACCAUUUCCACCAUAAUAUCUUCCUGUCUGCGAGUGCCGAUUGGACGGUCAAACUUUGGGAUCACGAUGAAGAGAAGCCCAUCAUGAGUUUUGACCUCAACAGUAGUGUGGGAGAUGUUGCAUGGGCACCAUACUCGUCGACUGUGUUCGCAGCUGCAACGACAGAUGGAAAGGUUUUUGUUUUCGACCUGAACGAGAACAAAUACGAGCCGAUUUGUGAACAGCAAGUCGUCAAGAAAGCCAAGUUAACCCACAUUGCGUUCAAUCCAUUUGAACCUGUUUUACUCGUCGGAGACGACAGAGGUGCUGUUAUCAGUCUCAAGCUAUCCCCCAACCUCCGAAAACGUAGCAAAGACCCCGAAGACGAGCCAACAAAGCUCAAAAACAUUUUGUUGGUCGCUAUGGGUAAACCCCCAGCGGAUUAGUUCAUAGUAUGCAAAUAGAUUCGAUGGUGGGAAUAAAUGCCCCACUGGCCCGUCGAUUUACACGUAACGGGGCAAACAACUGUCCUUUAUUUCUUUACUGCACAGUAUGCAUGAGUGACAACACCAUUAGGGAAGCAUGUGAAUACGCUGUUGGCGAUGCGUUUAAGACAAAUGGGGCACAUUCGAUCAUCAGUGAUACGGAUGCGCUUGGUUGAGUAAUGCGUUAGGCGUUCUUGAAACUAGAAUCAUGAUUGAGUGAUCAGGUUGGAAAGGCAGGGCUCCAG